CCGAGUCUCGUGGAGGCCCGCCCCUCCCCCCAGCCCUGUGCCCGGGCAGCCCCCACUAACCCCCAACCCCCACCCCACGGUGCAAGUGUUGGCCGCCGCGGCUGCUGCUGAGAUUGGAAUCCGCCUGUUGGAGCUCGGCGAAGGACCAGGGGGGAGGGAAAAGGGAGGAGGACGGCUGGGGCUCCGGCGCGUCUGUCCUCGUCUGAGACGACGAUCUCACGGCCACUCCAGGGACAGCCGGGCCAGAGCCGCUGUACGCCAAGGGCAGAGGCCGGGACGGGCCCCGGUCGCGUCCUGGCGGCUCGCCGCGCCCUCCCCGCUUCGCGCUGAGGGCUGGAGGAUGAGUUCCCCGGAGUCUGGAUUUAUGAAAAUAUGCAUCAGUUUAAUACUGUCUUGGAAUUCAUGAGAUGGAAGCAUAGGUCAAAGCUGUUUGGAGAAACUUGGAAGUACAGUUUUAUGUAGCCACAUCUCUGAGGAAACCAGGAAGGUCAGGACCCCCAAAUAGAAUCUGAAGCCCCAGGGAGACAGAGGAACCAGUUUGGCAGCUGAUAUGGAAAGUGUUGGGGGCAGGGGCUGGCUGUGCAAUCUGGCUGAGGAGUCAGGAAAAAGCAGUGGAAAUUGGAGUCACUGUAAAGUCAUUAAGACCUUUUACAAGAAAAUCUCACUGAAUAAAAGUCUUCUAAAUUAGUGGCAUAACAAGACCAGUUAUUACAGGUGACAGUGUACAGGAAACAUUAAAAUUGAACAAUGACUCAGCUAUAUAUUUACAUCAGAUUGUUGGGAGCCUAUCUGUUCAUCAUUUCUCAUGUUCAAGGGCAGAAUCUGGACAGUAUGCUCCAUGGUACUGGAAUGAAAUCAGACUCCGAGCAGAAAAAGUCAGAAAAUGGAGUAACCUUAGCACCAGAAGAUACCUUGCCCUUUUUAAAGUGCUAUUGCUCAGGACACUGCCCUGAUGAUGCUAUUAAUAACACGUGCAUAACUAAUGGGCAUUGCUUUGCCAUCAUAGAAGAAGAUGACCAGGGAGAAACCACAUUAGCUUCAGGGUGUAUGAAAUAUGAAGGAUCUGAUUUUCAGUGUAAGGAUUCACCAAAAGCCCAACUACGCAGGACAAUAGAAUGUUGUCGUACCAAUUUAUGUAACCAGUAUUUACAACCUACACUGCCCCCUGUUGUUAUAGGUCCAUUUUUAGAUGGGAGCAUUCGAUGGCUGGUUGUGCUCAUUUCCAUGGCUAUCUGCAUAAUUGCUAUGAUCAUCUUCUCCAGCUGCUUUUGUUACAAACAUUAUUGCAAGAGUAUCUCAAGCAGACGUCGUUACAAUCGUGAUUUGGAACAGGAUGAAGCAUUUAUUCCAGUUGGAGAAUCAUUAAAAGAUCUUAUUGACCAAUCACAAAGUUCUGGUAGUGGAUCUGGACUACCUUUAUUGGUUCAGCGAACUAUUGCCAAACAGAUUCAGAUGGUUCGACAAGUUGGUAAAGGUCGAUAUGGAGAAGUGUGGAUGGGUAAAUGGCGUGGUGAGAAAGUGGCAGUCAAAGUGUUCUUCACUACUGAAGAAGCUAGCUGGUUUCGAGAAACGGAAAUCUACCAAACUGUGCUGAUGCGCCAUGAAAACAUACUUGGUUUUAUAGCAGCAGACAUUAAAGGUACAGGUUCCUGGACUCAACUCUAUUUGAUCACUGAUUACCAUGAAAAUGGGUCUCUCUAUGAUUUCCUGAAAUGUGCUACACUAGACACCAGAGCCCUCCUCAAGUUGGCUUAUUCAGCUGCCUGUGGUCUGUGCCAUCUCCACACAGAAAUUUAUGGCACCCAAGGAAAACCUGCCAUUGCCCAUCGAGACCUAAAGAGCAAAAACAUCCUCAUUAAGAAAAAUGGAAGUUGUUGUAUUGCUGACCUGGGCCUUGCUGUUAAAUUCAACAGCGACACAAAUGAAGUUGACGUCCCCUUGAAUACCAGGGUGGGUACCAAACGGUACAUGGCUCCCGAAGUGCUGGAUGAAAGCCUGAAUAAAAACCAUUUUCAGCCAUACAUAAUGGCAGACAUCUACAGCUUUGGCCUAAUCAUUUGGGAAAUGGCCCGUCGUUGUAUCACAGGAGGGAUAGUAGAAGAGUACCAAUUACCAUAUUACAACAUGGUCCCCAGUGAUCCAUCAUAUGAAGAUAUGCGUGAGGUUGUAUGUGUCAAACGUUUGCGGCCAGUUGUGUCUAAUCGAUGGAACAGUGAUGAAUGUCUACGAGCAGUUUUGAAGCUAAUGUCAGAAUGCUGGGCCCACAAUCCAGCCUCCAGACUUACAGCUCUGAGAAUCAAGAAGACACUUGCCAAGAUGGUUGAAUCCCAAGAUGUAAAGAUUUGACAGUUAAGUGAUCAUGAGGAGAAAUUCUAGACCACAAGAACUGUUUUCACCCAAGGAAUGGGUGGAAUUAGAGUAGAAAUAAGGAGGUUAACUUGGUUCUCAGACUCUUUCCUCACUACACCUUCACAGGCUGCUAAUAUUAAACCUUUCAGUACUCUGUAGAAUAUAAGCUGGGAACUUCUAAAAACUUUAUUCUUUAUAUAUGGACAGCUAUACUUUAAAUGUGGUUUUUGAUGCCUUUUUUAAAUUGGGUUUUUAUGAACUGCAUCAAGACUUCAAUCCUGAUUAAUGUCUCCCUUCAGUCAAACUCUGGGUACUGAAUUACCUGUUCAUAAAUGGUGCUUUCUGUGAAAGCCUGAAGAAGAUAAAUGAAUUCAGCAGAGAUGGAGAAAUAAUACACUUGCCUUCUACCUGAGAAAAUUUAAUCUGUUUGUAUUUUACCUUUGUAAACAGCCUAUGGAUCAUAAUCUGUUUGGGAUACUGCUUUGAUAGUUUGUCAUGCCUUGAUAAUGGUGUGUAUGUACACAUGCGUACACCAGAAUUUCUCUGCUGCCAUUUGAAUCAGAAGGAAAUGUAAUUUAUGAAUACACAGGAAGAUAUUAGUGGCUGUUGGUUUUGUGCUUUAAAAAUGCAUGACCUGACCAAGAUUCGCCAAUCACAUAAAAAGCCAUUUACCUUGAUAGUGAGCUAGCUUCUCCACUAAUUUUGUUUUUAACAUAAAAGUUGAUACAAAGGCCAAAAGUUUAAAGUGCCUGGAAAUUUCAACUGUUUUUCUCCUACCAACAUCUUUUCUUUUGUCUUUCUUUUCCUUUUUUUUUUUUGAAUUAUUAUUUUUGUCAUAGCAUCCUAUCCUGAGUUGGAACUUCAAUGCCAUGAAGCUUGUAAAGAAAACACUUCUUAUUGAAGUGAAUUGCUAAUUACUGCAUUUCAUAGCAAUGUUAAGUGCCUAUACCCAUGUUCUGUAUUCUUUAUUCUCAGUAACUUUUAAAAGGGAAGUUAUUUAUAUUUUGUGUGUAAUAUGCUUUAUUUGCAAAACACCUGCUCCUUUUACAGCCAUACAUUAUAUAUGUACAUACAUUCAUACUGUAGAAACGAGCUCAUGUGGACCUCACACUCAUCCUUGAAGGGGAAAAAAUAAAAGAUCAUCAGAAGAAAAUGUUAUGAAGUAGAACUACAUACGCAUUUUUAGAACUAAUACAUUCAAAAUAGUAUAUCAAGCCUAAGAGUUUGUUAACUUCAGGCACAGAGUUUCAUUAAGAUACUGUCAUCUCAAUUUUUCUUUAUGAUAGGAUCCUCUAAUUAGAUAUUUCUCUUUCAGAACUGGUAAAAAGUUGUCAACAACUGUUAGAGACAUUUAAGUCAUUUGAAAUUUUGGGUUCAUGAUUCCUGUUCCAUAACUUAUAAAGACAGAGAACAGUUAGUAUCUAGUCAGCACCUAUACUUAUCCCAUAUUGUUGUUUUUCAAGAAAAUGCUACAUAUGUUACGGAUGUCUUGUUGUAUUCAAAGGAAUAAUUCUGAUUUACUUAAACUUUUUAUACUUCUGUAAUGCCUUUUAAAUACUAAUGUCUUAUUCUGAAAGAACAACUCGUGGGUGCAGAAAGUGAGACAGUUUUGUUUGAAAAUAGCAUAAAAUAAAUGUGGAUGUGUCGUAAUAUGGUCAAAACAUUUUAAAGGGGGGGAUUAGAGCAUGAAUCUAUUCAUUACCAAAAAUUUGGCACUAAAGGAUGAAACUCUAAUAUAUUUGUCUGUAUAUCAAACUUCACGAAUUAAAAACUUGCUUUACAAUUUUGACAAAAUUUAACAAUUUUCAUCUAAGUUUGGAACAUGCAUUAAGAUAAGUAAAUUUAUGUAUUGUUAGUACCCAGUAAUUUGCUCUUUCAGAGUAUUUUCUCAAUCUCAUAUAGUGAGAUUUAUAGAUACUUUAAUCAAAUUGCUGUGUGACUUAAGAACACUUUAGCAGCUCAGAUCUACUUAGGCUGAGGUUAAGGUUAACCUUGAUUUAUUUUUUACUUGAUAAACUAUAAAUCCUCAGAGUUAUUUGUCAUCUUAAUAAUAAAGAAAAUUAGAAAAGGCAAGCGCUCUCCUUAGAAAAUGUUGAAAUAGUAUGUGAAAGCAAAACAUUACAGGUAGUAAGUACAAGACCUUCGUAAUGAUUUUUUAAAUCAAAUUGAUCUAUUAAAAUUGAUAUCAAGAAUUAAUGUUAGAGACUUGUUCAAUAUAUUUUCUGACAACAUGUUUUUAAGAAAGCAGAUGAUGACAUAUUUGAAAUUCUAAAGUUUAAAAAACUGUUGCAUGAAACUUUUCUUCUGUCCUUCUUACUUUUACUCUUAAAUUUCUAAGUUCAUCCAGUGAGAUAUUUAAAGAAGGAAGUAUGUGAUAGCAUAAUUAAUAAAUUUGUAAAAUCCUAGAAACCAUUAUUUGAUUUCACAAUACAGCAUUUUGAAACUGUGGCUUCUGUCUGUCGUCCCUUUAAAUAAUUAAAACAAAAAUAAAAUACCAGGUACUAGAAUAUAAUAAAAGUUAAUCCUCAAAGAAAAUUCUGCUGAUAAAUAUCUCUACAAUUAAAGCCACAUUAGAUUUGGCUUCAAUGUAUUUAUUUUAAGCUCUCCAUGUGUUUUCUUAUAAAACUUGUAUCUAAUUUUCUGGAUAUGUUUUCACAAAAGAUAUUUCUAUCAACAUAUCAUGUUGCCUUGUCAACAUCCAGAAGUAUUUCUAAACUUAGAAAGUGACUUACAGGUUUUGGAAAUUAUUUUCCUAGAAUAUGCCAGAUUUAUUAUUUACUCAAAAAAAGAAAUAGUACCUUUCUUCCCCCAGAUUUUUUGCUUCUGUUAAAAACAAAAUGCAGUACAGUUUUUAAAGAAUCAUGCAUCUCACCCUGACCAGUGUGGCUCCCCAAAAAGUGAAAGGUCAUUGGUUUAAUUCCUGGUCAGGGCAGGUUGCCUGGGUUGCAGUUUUGGUCUCCAGUUGGGACACAUACAAGAAACAAGCUAUCGAUGUUUUUCUCUCACAUUGAUCUCUUCUUCCUUCCCUUCCCCUCUCUAUAAAAAUAAAUAAAUAAAAUCUUAAAAAGAUCCAUGCAUUUCUAAGUUGGCCCAAGAUCAAAUUUAAUAUUAAAUCAUUUAUUCCGGGGAAGAUUUUAUAAAUGAACUCAUUUGUUUGAAGUACAUGUUGUACUUGAAAUGUGUCUUGAACAGAAAAAAUACUAAUUGAUUUUUUUUAGAAAAAGAUUGUUGCAGCCCUCAUUCUGUCUAAAGGGGUAACACUUAUUAUUUGCUUGGAUCAGAUUUUUAUUUACAGUUAAUCUUCUUGCCUCAGUGCUGUUGACAGAGUCACAGUGAAAACUGCAGACAGCUGACCAAAUGAAACCUAGGGCAUCGAGAGAAGCCACAUGUAAUGAUCGUCCCGUAAGGAAAAUAUGUGAAUACUGCUUUUGCAAUGAUUGAAUCUAUUGUAAUUUUAGAUCAUGCUCUGUACUAUGCUUUCAGUGGAAUUAUUUAAGCUCUUUUACUGACUCUUGUCCUGCCCCAUUUAAAAACUAAAAUGUAGUAUAUAUUGUAUAAAAUGAAAAUACCAUUGUAGCUCACUUAGGGGAGUUGUACAUAGACAUUGAAAGAAGGGUUAAGCAGUUUUAUUAUGCAAUUGUAAAACACUGAAAAUAUAGAUUCAUCUUUGAUAUGUAACACACUUAAAUGUAUUUUGUACAGCAUCUGGUUUAAAAGGUGCCUUAUUAAGUUUACCAUUAAUUGCUUUGUUUUAUAUAUAGAUUACGUUCAAUGUAUCAUUUUAUAAGUAAAUAACCUUAUUUUAGUAUACUUUAGUGAUGUGUUUUGUGAUACUCGGACGGUAUUGUGUAUCAGAAUACAUGUCUGGUAAGAUUUUAUAAACAGUGAGUUAGUGUACAUAUGUCCCAGAGGUGUGCAUGUCAGCUUCCUGAGACCUGUUAGAGAGCGUGGGGCAGUGAGUGACCAUACAACCACAGGCCUCUUCCCUUUGUGUAGACAAAGAAGUCAUAAACCUAUUGUGAUACAGGUGGUUUUUCUUUAGAAAAUUUUUUCCAGUUCUAAAAAUGUGUACUUAUUGCAGAAAUUUUGGAAAACAUAGGAGAGAAUAAAAAAGCAAAUAAAAUUAUUCAAAAUUCUAUUGCCAGAU
Messenger RNA from Artibeus jamaicensis (Jamaican fruit-eating bat), 6496 nucleotides. It is a transcript of the gene BMPR1A, whose product is annotated as bone morphogenetic protein receptor type 1A. Gene Ontology annotation, molecular function: transforming growth factor beta receptor activity, type I; ATP binding; SMAD binding. Lineage: Eukaryota; Metazoa; Chordata; Mammalia; Chiroptera; Phyllostomidae. The transcript is spliced from 14 exons. Gene Ontology annotation, biological process: BMP signaling pathway; protein phosphorylation; cellular response to growth factor stimulus. Bases 748 to 2346 code for a protein of 532 amino acids. The record is from RefSeq and is a predicted model, not a curated record. Gene Ontology annotation, cellular component: plasma membrane; signaling receptor complex.